UAGGGAGUGAGGAGAGGAAGGCACGGGGGGAAAGGCGGUGCAGAUGGCGACGCCGGUGCCUGAGGUGGGACCGGCGCCCGAGGGACGGGACCGAGAGCCGGCCAGUCAGGCAGGACUGGCCGCCUCCAAGAUGGACAACUUCUGAAUCCCGCGAAGAGUUCAUUCUAGGGUCCCUGACGCUAAGGAUUUGGCUGCUCUGUCGCUCGUAAAGAACAAGGAGGCCCCCACUUUCCCCCGAUUCCAAUGUGAGGUCUGGGAAGUAUCCCAGAGGCCGCUUAUUUCUCCCUGGAAGCCGGGAAGCUGUUGGCCACACUGUUUUCCAGUCCUCUUUGCCUGCCGUCGGGAGCCUCUGGAGUGGCUGGUGGGGAAACCUGUUGGAGAGGUCCUGGCCGUUCCCCUUCGGGGGGAUCCUACUUCUUCCGUCUAGAAAUACGGAAAUUUCCGUAUUUUCCAGUAAAUUUCCAGUUUAAGGAAAGCCCGGAAAAUGAUGAAAACCGAAGGCAAAGGGGAGAGGACUUUGCGCAGCGCUUCUCCGCACAGAAACGCUUAUAAAUCGGACUUCCAUGCCAUCAAGUGCUCUUUCGAUGGGAUUAACCCGGAGAACGCGCCGGGCAAACCGGCCGGUCAGCCCCUGAGGCUGCACCACGGUUCCUCGGGGAGUGAAGAAGAUGUCCACAGCCGAGGCAGGGCCAGCUACGGCAACCGGGUGCACAAGAUCAAGAAUAUGUUCCUGCAGAUGGGCAGCUCUGCCCCGGCGGCCGAAAGCAGCCCACCUGCCGAGACCAAGGUGAGCGGCGGCAGGGCGGUGUCGGCGGCGGAUUUCCCUCCGGCUUCUCCCACCAGCCCCACCUGCCUCAACGUCCAGAAGCACAACCUCCUCAACACCACCUGCCCCGGCGCCUCCGACCCUCUGCCCACCGAUGCCCCCCCCCGUCGCCCCUCCGGCUCCCCGCCGGACCGACUCGGUCGCGAUGAGGAGGGAGAUCUGGACAAAGCGGCCUUGGCGGAGAAGUUUUCCGAGACCCGGAAACUUUUCGAGAGGAACAUCAAGCAGCAGAACUCCGUGGACCGCUUCUCCCCGGGCCGAGGGGAAAAGGCGGGGGAGAGAAGGCGACCGGGGUCGGGCUCUCCGGACUCCACCGGCCUGGUGGAACACUUUCAUUUCAACGUCGAGCCGAGCCCCGGUGGCCCCUCGGACAAGACAGAGGGCAGCCAGGGAGGCAGGGAGGCGGAGGACGUAGUGGAGGAGCGGCAGGCCAGCCCUAAGAGCCCCCUGAGUGCAGGCCCCAUCUCCCCGAGGUUGGAAAAGGGCGGUGUGGCCAGAGGGGAGAGCCCCGAGGGCCGGGAGGUGACAACCGGACCGGACCCCGGAGGCGUCCGGGAGGAUGGGUCAGGUCCUGGCAGCCCCCCGCCCAGCCGUUCCCACGGUCCCCCUUCAGGGGAAGGAGACCCCCGCUCCGACCCCGGGACCGACGGGGUCCCAGGGCAGCCCCCCUCGUCGCCGAAACCCUGGGCGGGGGAUGCCACCGUGGGCAUCUUGCCGGGCCAGGGGGAGGCCCCUCCCCGGGGGGAACCAGCCCCCCGGGACCACGAGGGUCCCCCGGGGGAAGGAGACACCGAGGAGGAGGAGGAAGAAGGAGGAGGGAGAGAACAGAGGGAGAAGAGGAACUCGUCCGGCCCCUCUUCGGGCCCCGCCGCUUUCGGAAUAGAGAACGCAGGCUUUGAUGACGACCGGGAUCAGGAGCCCGAAAAUCAAGGCCCGGAGGGGAAAGAGAGCUUAGAGGAAACGGAGGAGGCAGGUACUUAUGGGAGUGACUACGAGGAGUUCCCAGGACUUUCGGAAGAGGAAGAUCCCGCGCCAGACAGAAAGGUCAAGUUCUCCACCGCUCCCAUCAAGGUUUUCAGCACCUAUUCAAAUGAAGAUUAUGACAGACGUAAUGAAGAGGUUGAUCCUGUGGCAGCAUCAGCUGAAUAUGAAUUGGAGAAAAGGGUGGAAAAAAUGGAAGUAUUCCCUGUAGAACUUGAAAAAGGAGAGAGUGGCCUAGGAAUUAGUAUCAUUGGAAUGGGUGUUGGCGCAGACCAGGGCUUGGAGAAGCUGGGAAUUUUUGUGAAAACAAUAACUGAAGGAGGAGCUGCACAGAGAGAUGGACGGAUCCAAGUAAAUGACCAAAUCGUUGAGGUCGAUGGUACAAGUUUAGUAGGAGUAACUCAGUUGUUUGCUGCCACUAUACUCAAAAAUACAAAAGGGACUGUCAGAUUUCUAAUAGGACGUGAAAAACCAGGAACACUAAGUGAAGUAGCCCGUCUCAUCAGUGAGACAUUGGAACAAGAAAGGUGCUUGUACGAGCAGCAUUAUGCCCAAGAGGAUACUGAACAGGAUGAUGACUAUGAUGAAGACGACAGCCUUGAAUCUCAUUUGCAUGCAAAAUCAGUAGAGGUGUUUUAUUUACCUGAAAACGAAGAAAUGAAUUUACCUUUGGAUAUGGAUUCCACACAGUUUCUUCUGAAGUUUAAAGAGUUACAGCUAAAACACGCAGUGACAACAGCUGAAGUAAAUCAACUGAAAGAAAGAUUGAAGGCUGCAGAAGCAGAGAAGACUGAAUGGGAGACAAGCAAGAAGCAGCUCCAACAAACCUCUGAUGACUAUAAGGAAAAAAUUAAGAAGCUUGAAACCUAUUGGUCAGAGGCUCAGAGUUUAUGCAAAACAGUAAAUGAGCAUCUUAAAGAAACCCAAGAGCAGUAUGACACCUUGGAGAAGAAAUACAAUAAAGCCAAAAAAUUACUUAAAGAUUACCAACUGAAAGAAAUCGAAUUUUUGAAAAAAGAGGAGGAUCAUAGGAAAAGUCUUGAAGAGAGAGAUCAGAAACAUGUGGAACAUUUGAAAACAUUGCAAGAAACGAUUUCAGAGCUUGAGAACAAAUUAAAAGUGUAUGAGAAAAUACCAUUAAUAUCAGGAAGCUGUACAUUGCUGGAGCCUGCCAUUCAAAGUCCAGGGCAACUGAAUGAGCACUCAGAAGCCCAAGAAGAAAAUCUAAAAGAAAUGGGAUCAGUGGAAAAGUUAGACUCUAAAGACACUUUAAUUUCAGAUUUUGAUGCAUUUGUGGGAGACACUCCUAGACUAGACACCAGUGCUCACAAAGCAAAAGCUCAGCUUGCACUCAAAGUAAAACGUCAACCACCUUCUCGAACAAAACUGAAGGAAUCCCUUGGAACAGGACAGCAGAGUAUAAAUCUGCAGGAUGAAGAUUUAGAUGAUACUACCCAGAAUAAUGAGUUUUGCAUCACACAAUCCAAGGUCUUAGAAGGAACAGAGAAGAGGUUAAUUUUGCCACAACAGCCUGAUGUAGACGAUCAAAAAAUUGAAAAGCCUGAGCAGGCAGGAAGUACAGAUAGUCUGUUGGAGUGCAGCCCGUCUGUUUCUACCCACUCUUCGCCAGUACACAAGAUAAACCAAGAUAGCAGUAAGAACCCUACUCCUGGUGAAAGUGCAAUUCAAAGCUCUUCUCCGGGAAAUUCAAAGCUUAGAGAAUCAAAAGGGAAAGGAAAAGAGACCAAAGAUGAAAAGAAAAAUGAAGAUAAAAUUGAAACAAAUGAAGGCACAUCAUCAGGAAAGUCCAAAAGAAGAUUUCCAGAUUUUGGAGGCUUACGGAAAUCUGGAGGCAGAGGGAAGAAACAAGAAAAGGAAAAUCAAAGAGCAUCUCUAGAGAGCCGAGGUUCACGAGAAAUGUUGGAUGAUUCUGGCAAUAAUCUUUCUGCAUCAGAUUCCGAUUCUCCAGUUCCUACUUGCAUGCCUUUCUCCUGGUUUGGAGACAGCCAUAAAGAAUCACAGAAUGCAAGCAGUAAUCUACAUUUUGCUCAGAGUGGACAAGAUACUGCUUCUGAACAGGGCCAAGAAAAAAUCAGAAACAAGAGUAGAGUUAUCAUAGAUGACUCAUACCAUAUCAGGCCAAGUUGUGAACUGUCAGGGUUAGUGACAGAACCAAAUCUGUCAGGGCGUUCACACACUUUAACCUUCUCUUCAAAUGAGGCACUAGAUGACGACUUUACAACCUCAGGGAAACAGAACCAGUGGCAUAGCAGACCCAUUUCUGAGUGGACAACACAACAAGUAUGUCACUGGUUGAUGGGAAUGAAUAUGGAACAGUACAUUACAGAAUUCACAGCAAAGAAUAUUGAUGGGCAACAGCUGAUGCUACUGGACAGUGACAAGUUGAAAACCCUGGGAGUUACCAGCCAAAACGAUCGAUCUUCAAUAAAGAAGAAAAUAAAGGAUAUGAAAAAAACACAAGAAAAACUGGAAAAACAAAAAGAAAAAGUUCAGAAGAAAGAAAGAGAAGUUCGGAGAGGUGGCAAGAUGAUAGCCACAGUAGAAUCUAACUGCUAAAAUAAUGAUUUUAUUCUAGUUUAGACUUACUUCAACUCAAAGAAGUGCAACAAAUUGUAAAUAAUUGUACAAUUUGAAAAUGUGCAGCCAUUUAACAUGGUAGUUUUUUUUAAUUUACUUUUUAAUUUCAAAACUUCCUCAAAGAUUAUUUUGGUUUAGAUAUUGAAUGUACCUGUGCUGAUAGAUAAUUUAACUUCAUUCUUAAGUGUUGUGUUUGCUUUAGAUUUACAAUAUAAAAAUAUCAUACUCCCUAAAGUUUCCAUUGAAAUCUCCACUGUAAAACUACUGGUCUAAUACUAUGAUUUUUUUUUUUAACUUCCACUUAAUUGGCAUUUUGGUAUUUUGCCUAGAGUAGGAAGUUGAAACCGAUACAGGGAUAUUACGAAUAUUCUGCUACUAACGAAGAGCUGUGGCAACCUGGUGUUAUCUGUUUUCACUAAUUUCAAUGUUGUGCAGUGAAAUUCAAAGAAAACAUUAAUGCCAAGUUUAUUAAAAAGGAAAAGCAUGUCACUCUUCAAACUUAAUUAAUUGAAUUCAGCAUGUUGCUCUGUUCAAAACCUAGUUCUCGCAGUGGUCCAUCUUGAAUUCAAAAUCUCAUUUUGAAAUGUGUCGAUUUUUUGAAUUCCAUUUGUUGCAUCUUAUUCAAAAAUAUUACUUGAAGUAGUUUGCACAUAAACUACUUAUGCUAAGCAUAAAAGCACUAAAUUAUCUGUAAGCUGCACUCUAUGGUGUUGGAGCAGGGUUUAAGACCUAUAAAUAAAUGAUCACCUUUAUACAUAUUUUUCUUAUAGUACAUAGUUUUAUAGUUUUAUGAGUAAGACCAGUUUUGCAAUGUGUGUUCUCUUUUCUACUCACUACAAUACAAGCUUUUGGGGACCAAAUCUAUAUUUUUGCUAAUUUUAAAUGCUGUUUUUCAGGCUUCCAAAGUACCAAGAUGAGAAUUGCAAGAAAAAUUGAUCAAUGAAAUCCUGGACUUAUGUAUUGUAUUAAAUUGUUAAAUUGUAGAUAUAGCUAUAGAUAUAGACUGUUUCUUUUAAAGGAGGAUUUGAUUCUGAGCAAAGUUUAGGUCAGGUUGCAAGAACACAUUGUGCAUUUUUGGUAAUAGCAUACAUAUUAGUAACUAGCUAGAUCAGGUUGUAAAACAUUGUGUGUUUUGGUUAAUAACAUCAUUCAUUUUCAUAACUAGCUAGAAAUGGUAAUGCAAUGGUUAAUCCUUCCCUUAAUUUAUGUGCUUAUUUUCAGGGCAGUAAUGUGAAAAGGAAAAGUGUUAAGAACCAAAUGAAAGGGGAAGUAGCAGGAUCUUGAAACUUUGAAGAUUUAGAAUAUUUCAAUUAUGUGGACCAAUUUCUCCUUUAAAUAUUUGAAUUAACUAAAUGUUUUGUUGAAUUUGUAUUAAAUGAAUAAUAAUUUCACAUCUAA
Molecule: messenger RNA, 5803 nt
Organism: Ornithorhynchus anatinus (platypus)
Lineage: Eukaryota; Metazoa; Chordata; Mammalia; Monotremata; Ornithorhynchidae
Product: neurabin-1-like
Biological process (GO): calcium-mediated signaling; actin filament organization; neuron projection development
Cellular component (GO): cytoplasm; dendrite; actin cytoskeleton
Molecular function (GO): actin filament binding
Source: RefSeq, a predicted model, not a curated record